Messenger RNA from Trachymyrmex cornetzi, 378 nucleotides. RefSeq lists its product as uncharacterized. The transcript has a single exon. Bases 1 to 378 code for a protein of 125 amino acids. Lineage: Eukaryota; Metazoa; Arthropoda; Insecta; Hymenoptera; Formicidae. The record is from RefSeq and is a predicted model, not a curated record.
AUGUGUCCCAUCGACGUUACCUCCGCGAUCGCCGAUAGGCUCUUAACCACGGUCUACAACCGCGUAAAGAUUGCCGCACUCACGCGAUACAAAGUGGGUGAUUCGGUACGCGUGAGCAAAUUCAAGACAGUCCUUGAUAAAGGUUACACGCCGAAUUGGAUCACGGAGGUGUUUGAAAUUAUCAAAGUGCAGCAAAGUAAUCCAGUGACGUAUCUAUUGGAAGAAUCUAGCGGGGAGCCUAUCGCUGGAAGAUUCUACGAAUACGAAUUGCACAGCGUCGCUAACCCCGAUGUGCAUCUUAUUGAAAAGGUAUUGCGCAACAGGAGGAACGAGUUUCACGUGAAAUGGUUGGGAUUCGCACAAUUCGUGGAUACAUAA